AUGUGCGAGCGGGCGGCGCGCCUGUGCAGGGCCGGCGCGCACAGGCUGCUCCGGGAGCCGCCGCCGCAGGGCCGGGCGCUGGGCGGGCUGCUGCGCUGGGUGGGCGCCAGGAUGGGCGAGCCCCGGGCGCCGCUGGCCCCCGCAGUCCCCGCCGCGGGCCCCGGCCCCAGCCCGGGCCCCGCCUCGCCGCGCGGGGGCACCGCGGUCAUCCUGGACAUUUUCCGCCGUGCGGACAAAAAUGAUGACGGGAAGUUAUCCUUGGAGGAAUUCCAGCUCUUCUUUGCAGAUGGCAUCCUCAACGAGAAAGAACUAGAGGGUCUCUUCCACACCAUCGACUCCGACAAUACCAACCAUGUGGACACCAAGGAGCUGUGUGAUUACUUCGUGGACCACAUGGGGGACUACGAGGACGUCCUAGCCUCCCUGGAGACCUUGAAUCACUCUGUCCUGAAGGCCAUGGGCUACACCAAGAAGGUGUAUGAGGGUGGGAGCAAUGUGGACCAGUUUGUGACACGCUUCCUCCUGAAGGAGACAGCCAAUCAGAUCCAGUCCCUGCUGAGCUCGGUGGAGAGUGCGGUGGAAGCCAUCGAAGAGCAGACCAGCCAGAUCCGACAGAACCACAGCAAACCCAGCCACAGCGUGGUGGAGACCUGGUCUGGGAGCUCCACUCCCGUCUACGCCCACAACCACAAGCUCACGGCCGUGGAGCAAGGGAAGAGCUUCCCGCUUGCCCCCUCAGACUCCAGGGAGGAGGGCCUGGAAGCCCAGAUCAGCAGGUUGGCGGGGCUGAUAGGACGGCUGGAGAGCAAGACCCUUUGGUUUGACCUCCAGCAGCAUCUCUCGGAUGAAGAAAGCACCAACAUGCAUCUGCAGCUGGUCCGGCAGGAGAUGGCCGUGUGCCCUGAGCAGCUGGCCGAGUUCCUGGACUCCCUGCGUCAGUACCUGAGGGGCACCGCCAGAGCCAGGAACUGCUUCCACAUCGCUGCCGUGAGGCUGGCGGACGGCGUCACCUUCGUGGUCUACGAGUUCUGGGAGACAGAGGAGGAGUGGAAGAUGCACCUGCAGAGCCCCGUGUGCAAGGCGUUCCGGCACGUCAAGGUGGACACGCUGAGCCAGCCCGAGGCCCUCUCCCGGAUCUCCGUGCCAGCUGCCUGGUGCGCCCUGGGCCGAGACUGA
Molecule: messenger RNA, 1176 nt
Organism: Lipotes vexillifer (Yangtze River dolphin)
Lineage: Eukaryota; Metazoa; Chordata; Mammalia; Artiodactyla; Lipotidae
Gene: NECAB2
Product: N-terminal EF-hand calcium binding protein 2
Exons: 13
Coding region: 1-1176 (391 amino acids)
Biological process (GO): regulation of amyloid precursor protein biosynthetic process
Cellular component (GO): cytoplasm
Molecular function (GO): calcium ion binding
Source: RefSeq, a predicted model, not a curated record